AUGAAUGGACUGAAACAAAAUUUAGAUCUUAUUAAAUCGAUUGACGAAAAAAUUCAAAUAUUUCAAGAUCAAUCAAUAACUUCUAUUGAGAAUCUCUCAAAUGAAAUCUUCUAUGAUAUAUUUGAUUAUUUGAAUGGUGAUGAAAUAGUUAAAUCAUUUUUAAAUCUUAAUUUUCGAUUCGAACAAAUUAUUCAUUCUUCGUCAUUUCUCACUAAAACUCAUUUCUAUUUAUUUCAUUAUGAUAAGAUGAUGAAUACAUCUAUUCCAUUUGAAACCUUAUCAACAGAUAUAUCAAAUUUAAAUAUUCUUUCAAUACAUGUUUCAAGAAAUUUAGCAUUUGUAAACGCUAAAAGAUGGGAAAAAUUAAUUUCAGUUUAUUAUCCUCAAUUAAAAAAAUUUUAUUUAACUUGUUCAAAUAAAAUUAACGAAAUUAGUCUAUUGGAAAUGAAUUAUGAUUAUAUAAAUGAAUUUAAUUCAUUGUUUUGGUUAAAUCAUGAAUGGAUAUUAGAUUUGGAAAUUAAUGCAUGCAAUAUUAUUUUUCAAGUUCAUCCAUAUAAGCAUGAAAAAAAGCGAAUAAAUAAUUUGGAAGCUGCAUCUGUCGAAUGUUUUCAAUUGACUUCAUUAACAAUUACAUGUCUUUCUGGCUUUAUAUUCGAAAGAAUGAUGUUAACACAAAUUGAACACGUAGCAAAAUUUAUAAAGAUUUAUAAUUUAAUUAUAACUGAAAAAGAAAUUCCAAGUAUGUUACUAAUUCGAUUAAUUGUUAUUUUACCAGAUUUAAUGCAUUUGAAUAUCAAAUCAAUUAUGUUUGAUGAUAAAACGAAAGGUUGGGAUGAAUGGAUUAAUUUUCAUUUCAUAAGGAAGACAACUAAAAUUACCGAAGUUUAUAUACAUGAAUUGAAUAGUAGUAAAGAAAACCAAAAUAUCUCACAAGAUGCAGUUUGCAAAGCUCUACAACCGGCAACGUAA
Adineta steineri is the source of this 969-nucleotide messenger RNA. The record is from the annotation of a GenBank genome assembly. Lineage: Eukaryota; Metazoa; Rotifera; Eurotatoria; Adinetida; Adinetidae.